ACGCCGGAAGUGGCGGGGGGGCCGGCCUGAGGCGGCGCCCGCAGUGUGCAGUGUCCCUCGGGCGGGCGGCGACAUGGAGCCCGGGGCGGCCGAGCUGUACGACCAGGCCCUGCUGGGCAUCCUGCAGCAUGUGGGCAACGUCCAGGACUUCCUGCGCGUGCUCUUCGGUUUCCUCUACCGCAAGACCGAUUUCUACCGCCUGCUGCGCCACCCGUCUGACCGCAUGGGCUUCCCGCCCGGGGCCGCACAGGCCCUGGUGCUGCAGGUGUUUAAAACCUUUGACCACAUGGCCCGUCAGGAUGAUGAGAAGAGGAGGAAGGAACUUGAAGAGAAAAUCAGACAGAAGGAAGAAGAGGCAGCAGCUGCAGCUGAGAAGGAGCCAACCCCGGUCCCAGCCCUGGCUCCAGUUCCAGUCCAGGAAAUAGAGAUUGACUCGACCACAGAAGCAGAUAGGCCUGCGGAAGCAGAGAACGUGCAGCCUCCAGGUCUACAGGCCACAGAGCAGGAGGUGGCCCGAGGCUCAAAGGAGGCAGAAGCUCCAAGAGCAGUUACUGGGACUCCUGAAGUCUCUCGGGAACCACCAGCUCUUCCCAGGAUUCAGGAGCAGUUCCAGAAAAACCCUGAUAGCUACAAUGGUGCUGUCCGUGAGAACUACACCUGGUCGCAGGACUAUACUGACCUGGAGGUCAGGGUGCCGGUGCCCAAGCAUGUGGUGAAGGGAAAGCAGGUCUCGGUGGCCCUUAGCAGUGGCUCUAUCCGUGUGGCCAUGCUGGAGGAGAACGGGGAGCGCGUCCUCAUGGAGGGGAAGCUCACCCACAAGAUCAAUACUGAGAGUUCCCUCUGGAGUCUUGAACCAGGAAAAUGUGUUUUGGUGAACCUGAGCAAGGUGGGCGAGUACUGGUGGAGUGCCAUCCUGGAGGGAGAAGAGCCUAUUGACAUUGACAAGAUCCACAAGGAGCGCUCCAUGGCCACUGUGGACGAGGAAGAACAGGCAGUGCUGGACAGGCUCACCUUCGACUACCACCAGAAGCUGCAGGGCAAGCCACAGAGCCAUGAGCUGAAAGUCCAUGAGAUGCUGAAGAAGGGGUGGGAUGCAGAAGGCUCUCCCUUCCGAGGCCAGCGAUUCGACCCGGCCAUGUUCAACAUCUCCCCGGGGGCUGUGCAGUUUUAGUGACCGGAGGAGAGGACCCCUCGCCAGCGAGACAGUGGGGCCUCAUCCUUGGCUAUCCCUCGGCCCUGCAUACUGGGAACUUGGGUGUCCCAUUUGUCCCUAGCCAUCCUCCUAUGCAGGGUGGACCAGGCCCCACCCUGACCUCAUCUCUCCAGACUGCUCCAGAGGCAGCGUGGGCCAGCUGCCAUGUGGCCGCUGUGGCUGCACUGCCCUCGAGGAGGUGUUUGAUGCAGGAAGGAGAUGUCCCAGCACACUGGGGUCACAUGCUUUUGUCUCCCAGCAACCACUGCUGCAGGCUAUAUUUCCUCCCUUUCCUCCUGUCCACUUGCUGUUGUUUUGAUGCUAUUUUGCUUGCUUUCCUCUGGUUGGGGUGGGUGGGAGCAUGGUUGUGGCCUGCAGACAGAUGAGGGCUGGGUAGCUCUUCCUGGAUAAGCCCCUUCUCCUCAGCCUCUCACUGGGUGCCGUCACAAUGCAGUCUGGCCCACUCCUUGCAGAGUGUUUGGCCUGCCUCAGCUUCCUAGUCUAACCUCCAGAAACCAGGUCCUAUUAGCAUGUCUGGUUGUGGGGAGAGUCUGGUUCUGGCCCAGGCCUGGGUGCGGCGAGGAUCCAUUGUCAUCUGACCAGUUUGCCUUGCUUCGGCUGUUAUGGAAGGGAAUCCAGUCUGGCUAACAUCACACAGCACUCUCCUGAGGCCUCCACUCCAGGGACAUUGGAUCAAAGUGCAGCAGGAGUAGACAGCCUGGCUCCCAGGUGGCCCCACGCGUAUCUGACAGUCCAUUGACAGAGCACACCAGCACAGGUCCUGGGCACUCCUGACUUGAGGGGCCUUUGGGAGGAGAAAUGUGCACAGGGCAUGAAGUUACACCAUCCCAUCAUGACAGCUCAGCAAUGAAGACGCCCAUCCUUGUGCCAGGCACUGGACGGCUCUCCCUGGAGCUCAUGGACUUGUUCCACCUGCUCUCCAGGGACUAGCUACUUCCUCAGUACCACUGAGCUCAUGCCUUGUACCGUGGCUGCUGAUGGACUCCAGCUGAGGUGCGAAGAUGCAGUCAUGGUGCAGGGCCUGGGUCCCGUGCUCUGAGUACUUGCUGAGGCCUUCUGUGGCUGUCAAGCCUCAUUGCACAAGAAAGCUGUGCCGUAGGUCUCUGCUCCCAGGCACCACUUAUGCCACUGAGGAUCCAGACCCACGGAUGCAAAGGGAGCCCACUCAGGAAAGAACCUGGCCCUGCAUAUAUCUUCUGUGAACACAUUAAGGGGGGGUUCCAACUUCAGCUGUGUAGACAGCUGACUUGUAACAGUCGCAUGGGCAGAUUUCUGGUGGGCAGUGGUGUCUGGUGGAUCUUGCAAGAAAGCAUCCCUGGGAGGUGCUCAAAAGGUCCAGGCUCUGAUUCUCACAGAAGAGCAAAGAGCCCAGUACCUCUCUGGAAUGUGAGAGUCCUCUUGGCCAAUGUUUAUUACCAAGCUGGAGAGCAGAAUUCUAUCACUGCAAGGGGUUCUGAGGAAACUUUUGGUUGUUUCCUGGAGUUACUGCUAAGGCCUAGGACUUGUACACUGCUGUUCCCUGUGUGCUCCCCAUCUAACAAAGGCCUUGUGCCGUGUGUGUGUGUGUGUGUGUGUGUGUGUGUGCGCGCGCGCGCGCGCGUGCAUGUGUGUAUACAUGCCCUCUGUGUAGUUCCUGAGUGGUUUUCUCAGGCCCACUCCUUCCCCACGGCCAGUCUUCCAGGAGUGAUGAAGUGGACUGUGAUGCUGAUACCCCAUUAUUUGGGAGGCUUCAAAUUGACCACUCCCAUGAUGACUUGUCUUCCUAUUGUCCAGUUUUAUUUUUCAUGUUGCAUUUCUUCCCACUCCAAUUUCAACAAAUGACAGACCAGCGUCUAGGAAGAGUGGUGGAGGGGUGGUGGUGAACAGUGGCCACCUGGCAGGGGUAAGCACUGUGUCCGUCCCCGUGCCAUGUGGGGCAUGUGCCAUCCUGGCUGCCGACUGAUUCUCUGCCCUGAGGCACCAUCAUAGACUGGCAGCCUCUGCAGCUGGCAUACUCUGCCUUUUCUCUUUUUAGACACGACAACUGCAAUUUGGCCACUAGGCCCCAGCAGCUGAGGUUCGAGGAAAGCAGGGUGAUUUGUCCCCCUUGUCCAGGGACCCAAGAGAGUGGGUGUCCACCUGCAAAGCUGCUCCUGCUCCUCGGUGUUGGUUUACAAUAAAUCUGUACUUAAGCAGU
Messenger RNA from Tupaia belangeri chinensis (Chinese tree shrew), 3389 nucleotides. RefSeq names its product NudC domain containing 3 (gene NUDCD3). The record is from RefSeq and is a predicted model, not a curated record. The transcript is spliced from 6 exons. The coding region runs from base 74 to 1171 and encodes 365 amino acids. Lineage: Eukaryota; Metazoa; Chordata; Mammalia; Scandentia; Tupaiidae. Gene Ontology annotation, cellular component: cytoplasm. Gene Ontology annotation, biological process: protein folding.